AUGGAGGGCGGCGCCGAGGGGCUCGUCUCUCUGCUCGCGGACCUGUGCGACCAGUUGGAGCUCGGGCAGCGCCGCGCACAGGAGGCGCUCGUCCGGGUUCGCAUGGGCGACUCCCCCUCGCACAGGAGGGCAAGCCCAGAGAGGAAGCUGCGCGCCCCUGCAGCGGAGCGCAUCGCGAAGCAGCCCCAGCUGGCGGCGACGGCGCCGCCGGAGAGACCGUGGUGCACGCGUCGUCCGGGCCUAUUCCUCAGCACGUCCUCCGCCGGCAGCUGCACCGACUGCACGCCGGCCAGCGCGCAGCAGGCGGGGCCACCGACGGAGGCCGCCGUGGCGCCACGCUCGCCCGCCGCCGUGGAGGUCUGCAACAAGCCGUGCCCCCCCGUGGCGGAGCACCCCGCGGAGCAGCCGCCGCCGGUGGCGCUGGAGCCGCAGGAAACGCCGCGACGGGCGCUGUCCGCGGGCUGCUUGCAAGGACAGACCUCUGUCGGAAGCGGCGGCGUCUCCACGUCGGGCGCUGCACAGCAGUCUGGGCCGCGGGCGCCAGACGGCAGACCAGACUCACCCGCCAACGUGGGCAGCCUUGGCGAAGCAGUGCGAGGCCGGCAGCCCCUGCGGUUUGUAGAGGAGCGUGGCGAGGGCCAUUCUCAGCCAGCAGGGGCAUUGCCCAUGGUCGCCCCCAAGAGGUCCACGGUGUCCAUGUGGUCUACUCCGCGGUCCAUCUUCGUUGGCAGCAACCGGUCGAUGGCACCAGCGGCAUCUCAGACGGUGGCGACUGCCGCCAUGGACAUGAUCAAGCACGACACAGUGCGCUCCUACGACCUGAAGCAGUUUUGGCGCUCAACGUCGUCAGGCCAUAACUCCUAUUCGGGUGCAUGUCCGUGCAGUUAUAUUGCGUCGCGCUUGCCAUGGUCAGUCCGGAAGUGGCUUUCCCGAUUUGACGCUGGCCCGUCCCCGAAGCAAUUGCAGGUCAGGGAGCUUGUGAGCAGUACAGGGUACGAGGUUUGCGUGAUGUUGUUGAUCAUGGCCAAUUCUGUCUUCCUGGGCUAUCAGGUGGAGUACGAGGCAUACACCCGGCGGCAGCUGCAGAAGUCCCUGGAGAUCGAGGCAGUAUUCUGCGCCGUAUUCGUCCUGGAGUUGGCAGUGAAGGUCUACGCCAUGAGCUGGUCAUUCUGCACCGGUAGCGAGGCGUCCUGGAACUUCUUCGACGUCUCCGUCGUGGCAUUGAUGCUCCUGGAUUUCUUCGUGAGUGUGUCCCGGCCGGCGACCGAGUCGUCGUUGUGGUCGCAGGGGCAGGUCCUCCGAGUUCUCCGGGUCCUCCGGGUCGUCAGGUUCCUCCGCUCGGUCAGGCAGUUGAAGUUCUUCAUGCAGAUCAUGAUCCAGUCCAUCAUGUUCUCGUUGCGGCCGCUUCUCUGGGCCUCCACCGUCCUCAUGGGCAUGUUCUACGUGUUCGGGCUAAUCUUGACUCAGGGGGCGAUCGAGGCACUCAAGGAGCAGGAUUCGUGGGACGACGAGUCGAGCGCAGAGUUGCGAUCUUACUUUGGGACUCUCGAAUGCACCGCGCUUUCGCUGUUUCAGGCGAUGUCUGGUGGCAUCAACUGGGGGGAACUCUUCGAGGCGUUGGCGCCACUUGCUGUCCACUGCAAGUGUGUAUUCUUGUUCUAUGUCCUCUUCGCCAUCUUCGGUGCAGCAAAUGUGGUCACCGGCAUGUGGCUAUCGCGAACCACUGGGCGCGCAACGACAAGGCCUCGCAGGAGCAAGAGGCGACCGAGAAAAGAAUCACCAGCAUCAGAAGGUUGCGCGAGCUCUUCGACGAGUUGGAUCCAGGCGGCCACGGCACUGUGA
This is a messenger RNA of Prorocentrum cordatum, 1842 nucleotides long. NCBI's taxonomy places the organism in Eukaryota, Dinophyceae, Prorocentrales, Prorocentraceae. The record is from the annotation of a GenBank genome assembly.